This is a messenger RNA of Penicillium mononematosum, 972 nucleotides long. RefSeq names its product DUF3712 domain-containing protein. The transcript has 6 exons. The record is from RefSeq and is a predicted model, not a curated record. NCBI's taxonomy places the organism in Eukaryota, Fungi, Ascomycota, Eurotiomycetes, Eurotiales, Aspergillaceae. Bases 1 to 972 code for a protein of 323 amino acids.
AUGUCAAAAUCUGACGUCUCAAGUAAAUCCGAGGUGGAUGAGGCACUGCCAGCCCCAGCAAAGCCGACCUUAUGGCACCGAUUCAAGGAACAUAUGAAGAGAUUCUGGUGGGCUUAUUUGGUCUCAUUCUGCAUCUCUGUACUCGUCAUCAUUCUCCCGCUCUUUUAUGUUGGAAUUCCCAAUCUCGCCAACGACUAUAUCGAUAAGUACGAGUACGACUAUGACGGCCUCGAGAUUACCAACCCCAGCCUACUGCCUUCCAUAUUAAACAAACUCAAAGCCUUCGAAUGGGAGGUGGACACCGAUGAGGUUUUGACAGUAUUCCCUGUGCCAAAUAUCGCAUUUGGCAACGGAGCCACCCUUGAAAUAGACCAAGAUUUGGACUUGUCUUGUGUCGACUGUCUGUCGCAAUUGGCCUCUGCAGCUGCAUCUAACAAGAGCUCUUCCAUUUUGGUGGAAGGUUCGCCAGAUUUGAAACUUGGUGCUCUGCCUACUGCACAUUUGGACAUUCAUAAAACCAUGAACGUGGCCAGUUAUAAUGUCACAGACUUCAUCAAUGCCGAGGGCGCAUUCAACGUCACCAGCAUAGAACUCCUGGAUCCUCCUAUUGAUGGAUAUAACUUCAAUGCCACGAUCUCCGUGCGCAACCCAAGUCCCUUCAUUGUUGAGCUGGGACAUGUAACUUUCAAUCUUACUCUAGGUGACUCAGACUUGGGCUGGGUCGAUUUGCCCUAUCUCUUUUUGCAAAAGGAGAUUAUUAGCACAGUGGUCCGUGGUUCGGUUGACAAACAAAUGUUAAUCCGCGAGGCCAUUUCGGGUGACAAUGAGGUUGGCAUUGUGACUAUUGGCGUUCAUGGGAGAAGCUGUUCUUUUAAGGGCGUCGACAUCCCAUAUUUCACAGCCGCUGUCAAGGCUAUGUCUGCGUCGGCAAGAAUCGAUCUAUUAGAAUACGCAUCGAGUCUAUUUUCUUGA